Molecule: messenger RNA, 1046 nt
Organism: Paramecium primaurelia
Lineage: Eukaryota; Ciliophora; Oligohymenophorea; Peniculida; Parameciidae
Source: the annotation of a GenBank genome assembly
AUGAAAACAAAUGAAAAAGAUGAAAUACUGUUGAGUAAAAUUUAAACUGAUACUGUUCAAAAAGAAAAGCUGAAUCAAUAAAAUCAAGUAUUAUUUCUCACUAAUCAAAGGAAAAUCAUGUUAUCAUAAGCAUCUUGAGAAGUUAACAAUAAACACAAAUGCCUUCAAUUUAAGCAUCUCAAAGUGACUUCUUUAUUAGAUGUAUGAAAAUAUUCAUUUAUUAUAUAGAAAGUUAAUAAGAAAACAUUGAUUCUUAAUUAGAAAAUAAUAAGAAGUUCUAAGAACAAUCCUUAUCGAAUAUUGAUGGUCUAUUAUCAAAAUCUCAUUAACUUAAAAAUAAUACAGAAUUANUACUAAAAUGUUGCUUGUGGGAAGGGAAGAUUGAUUCAUGCUGAUGGAGACAAGUAUGAAGGAGAAUGGAAAAAUGAUAAAGCUCAUGGAUAUGUAACAAUACAUAUCAUUUAUAUAGGGAAAAUAUGUGCAUAUGGAUGGAGCUUAAUAUGUUGGAUAUUGGGAAGAUGAUAAAUAAAAUGGAAACGGUAAAGAAAUAUGGCCAGAUGGAGCUUGUUAUGAAGGAUAGUAUAAAAAUGGAAAAAAGCAUGGCAAAGGAACUUUUAAAUGGGCUGAUGGAUCAAUAUAUACUGGAGAUUUUGAUUAAAAUAAUAUUCAAGGUUAAGGUGAAUAUUAAUGGGAAGAUGGUAGAAUAUAUGUUGGAGAGUGGAAGAAUAAUAAAAUGGAUGGAAAAGGAGUAAAUAUUUAAAUUAUUAUAUAGGUUUUUACUUGGUUGGAUGGUAGAAAAUAUGAAGGGGAGUAUAAAGAUGAUAAGAAGCAUGGUUAUGGAGAAUUUAAAUGGCCUGAUGGAAGAGUAAUAAGAAUAACCUUAUUAAAUUUAGAUGUAUAGAGGAUAAUGGGCCAAUGGUAAACAACAUGGUAUUGGAAUUUAUAUUGGUUCUUCGAAAAUUGAAAAAGAAGGAGAAUGGUAAGAAGGGAAAAGAAUACGUUGGCUUAAGAAAGGAGGUUAACAAACUAGGGAGGAAGGAAAUUGA